Messenger RNA from Solanum stenotomum, 830 nucleotides. RefSeq names its product tyramine N-feruloyltransferase 4/11-like. The transcript has a single exon. The coding region runs from base 91 to 822 and encodes 243 amino acids. Lineage: Eukaryota; Viridiplantae; Streptophyta; Magnoliopsida; Solanales; Solanaceae. The record is from RefSeq and is a predicted model, not a curated record. Gene Ontology annotation, molecular function: N-acetyltransferase activity.
AUCCCAUUAAUUACAAAACCUUCUUCAUAGUCCUUUCAAUAUUUCCUACGCUCUUUUUUUUACCUAGCUCUUCAAGCUUGCCUCAUUACCAUGGCUUCAUCUCUAUCUGAAACAAUAACCACCGACGAUGCAUCAUCGGAAAACAACAACGUUACCAUCACCGGAAAGAUAUACACAAGACUUCGUCUCGCUACGAAAUCCGAUCUGUCUCAUAUAUACCAAUUAUUUUACCAAAUCCAUGCAUACCAUAACAACACUCAUUUAUACAAAGCUACCGAGUCCUCCUUAGCUAACUUGCUCUUUAAAGAAAACCCUCUUCCACUUUUCUACGGGCCAUCUGUACUUCUACUCGAAGUCUCUCCAACACCUUUUAACGAACCUAAAAAUACCACAGACGAAGGGUUCAAGCCCGUCCUUACAACGUUCGACCUUAAAUUCCCUGUAGUGGAAGGACAAGUUGAGGAGUUCCGAUCAAAAUAUGAUGACAAGAGUGAUGUUUACAUAGCGGGAUAUGCUUUCUUUUACGCGAAUUAUUCAUGUUUUUAUGACGAGCCUGGAUUUUAUUUUGAGAGUCUUUACUUCAGAGAGAGUUAUAGAAAGUUGGGAAUGGGGAGUUUGUUGUUUGGGACAGUUGCAUCCAUUGCUGCCAACAAUGGGUUCGUUUCGGUAGAGGGAAUAGUAGCAGUUUGGAAUAAGAAGUCAUAUGAUUUUUACAUAAAUAUGGGAGUUGAAAUUUUUGAUGAGUUUAGGUAUGGCAAAUUGCAUGGUGAAAAUCUUCAAAAGUAUGCUGAUAACAAGGACAAAAAUGAUGGAGGAAACUGAUAGUUGAA